This is a messenger RNA of Coccidioides posadasii C735 delta SOWgp, 1827 nucleotides long. NCBI's taxonomy places the organism in Eukaryota, Fungi, Ascomycota, Eurotiomycetes, Onygenales, Onygenaceae. The record is from RefSeq and is a predicted model, not a curated record.
AUGGAUGGCUAUUAUGACGACGAGGAAGCUAUCAAUGCUGCUUUAGUUGCUUCUUUAAAUGAUUCCAUCAAACCACACUCCAAAUCUUUGGCUAUGGAGAGGGACGUGGUGGAUCUUACUGGUGAUCCAGAGGGCAAUUCUCCCAAUGAUGCCGUAGAGGAUUCAGUAAGCUCGGUUGACGAUCCAGACCUGCGAAGGGCAAUUGCGCUAUCAUUGCAGGAUCAAGCUCCCGUACUAUCACCACCUCAACGUCACCAUGCCAGAGAAGUCCAACGAGAGAAUCACGUUAUAAGUGAAGACAAUAAGGGCUUCAGUCCUUCAUCGAAAGAGCACUCCUCCGGGGCUUUCUCUCUUCGUGGGAUGGAUCGAAAAAAGCAGGAAGAAGAAAGACUUGCGAGGCUGGCAAAGAAGAGAAAAGCGGAGGAUGUCUCUUUGGCAGAAUCACCGGCAAGACAAGCCAAAGUGGUGAAAUCUGCGCCAAUCGACCUGACUGAAGAAUCUAACCAACAGAACCAUGCUAAAGCGGUGGCAGCAUCAAAGCCACUUGCUUCAAAUACACCUGAUCCUUCCUUACAGUUUCCCAACGGUGCCAUAAAGAAGACGUGGGCCUUCAACUAUCCGCGAGAGGACGAUAUCAAAUUUGAAGAGGUAGUCCAGAAAGAUGAUCUUGAACUUGCAGUUCUGAGCUCAUUUCAAUGGAAUAUGGAUUGGCUAUUUACAAAGUUCAAUGUUAAGAAAACUAGAUUUCUUCUCGUUAUGGGACAUAAGUAUGAGGAAGAGAAACAACAAACACAAAAGGACUUCGCAGAUAUCCCCAGUAUUCGCCUGUGCUUUGUGCCGAUGGGUCCACAGGUUAAUUAUCUCCCUCGAAAAAUUCUGGGCUCCCAGGAGAAGACGUCGACGCCUUUCUUUGAUGAAUUAGUCUACUUUCUAAAGGCAUCAGCCUUACACGAAAAAAUCAUUGCAAAGCUUUCCGAAUUUGAUUUUGGCAAGACGGCAGGUUUUGCGUUCGUCCACACAAUAGGCGGCUCCCAUACGGGGUCAGAUUGGGGCAAAACCGGAGUCUGUGGGCUAGGAAAAGCAGUUACAAUGCUGGGACUCCAAACGCCCCAACCCCUGAAGUUGGAUUAUGUUACAUCGUCUUUGGGCUCAUUGAACGAUCAAUUUAUGCGAAGCAUGUAUCUGGCUGCUCAAGGUGAUAAUGGGCUAAAAGAGCUCACUUUACGCACGUCUAAGACGUUUCCAAGCGAUAAAUGGGGCGUCACCGUAAAAAAGGCGGACGGCGCAGAAUGGAAAGAUAGGUUCCUUAUUUACUUCCCAUCGUUAAAAACGGUGCAAGGGUCCAGGGCCCGUCCAUCAGGCGCUGGCACCAUUUGCUUCCAAUCAAAGUGGUAUAACCGGGCGGAAUUUCCACGCCAUACAUUAAGAGAUAGCUUGAGCCGCCGACACGGCAUUUUGAUGCAUAGCAAGACAAUCUUUGUGAGGCCAGACAAUGGUAAAAUCAUUGGUGACGCAAAUACAACUGCAUAUCAGGGCUGGACAUACGUCGGAAGUGCGAACUUAUCAGAGAGCGCAUGGGGCCGCCUAGUUAUUGACCGUUCAACCACCAAGCCUAAACUCAAUUGCAGGAAUUGGGAAUGCGGUGUCAUAAUUCCGAUUCGAGAUGGGAAGCCAAGUACAACUGAAGAGGAUGUCAGGCAGAGUAGUGAUGAUGAUAUCGAUAGAAUAUUCGGGGGCAUUGUACCGGUUCCGAUGAAAGUCCCUGCACCUAAGUAUGGUCCUGGCAAUGGACCGUGGUUUUAUCUUGAGGAUUUCCAAGUUGAGUAG